Messenger RNA from Contarinia nasturtii (swede midge), 2616 nucleotides. It is a transcript of the gene uri, whose product is annotated as unconventional prefoldin RPB5 interactor-like protein. The transcript is spliced from 8 exons. NCBI's taxonomy places the organism in Eukaryota, Metazoa, Arthropoda, Insecta, Diptera, Cecidomyiidae. Gene Ontology annotation, molecular function: transcription corepressor activity; chromatin binding; phosphatase inhibitor activity. The record is from RefSeq and is a predicted model, not a curated record. Bases 98 to 2362 code for a protein of 754 amino acids. Gene Ontology annotation, biological process: negative regulation of phosphatase activity; negative regulation of transcription by RNA polymerase II.
GACAACUAUUUGUGCAAAGCCAUAUGUACAGUACACACAUAUAUGUGCUACAACUAACAACAUUUAACAUAUUUAGCGUUGCUUUGUUUUAAUCAGCAUGGAGCUAUUAUUGCAAGCGAUUGAUGAGAAACUAUCACGUGCAGACUGUGAACGAAACAAAUGGUUACAGUAUAAAGAAGAACAUAAUCAGGCUGCUGAUAAUUUACGUGAAUUCCAAAAGUCACUUUGUAUAAAUGUUCUGGUACCGAUUGGCGCAAAAGCAUUUAUGCCCGGCCAAUUAUAUCACACAAAUGAAAUUUUUGUCGGUACAUAUCGCGGCUUAUUUAUUAAAUGUUCCACCGAUAAAGCAUUAGCCGUGUGCCAACAUCGUUUGGAUGAAGCAGACAAAAAACUUGCCUCUUUCAAUAUUGAAUAUCAAAUGUAUAAAGACCGUUUGGAUAUGAAUAAAAGUGCCUUCGGUACUCCAAAUGAGGGUGGUGAAAUUAUCGAAGAAUACAACGAAGAAGAAGAGAUGAAAUGGCGGGAGCAACAUAGAAUUCGGGUGCGUGAACACAAAAAAGUCGAAGCAGAGGAACGACGGCGACAACACAUGGAAAGUGACAUCGAUAUUGAUGCGAUUUUUGAACAAGCUGAACUUAUGGAAGAAUUAGAAAGAGAAUUGGCACAGUUAAAUGUUAGCGAUGAUGAACAAUUGCAGCGACAUCUCGACAACACGAACGAUGAACAGGCCGAAAAUGUUGAUUUAGCUCGAGAUGGUGAAAACGAGGAUAAUGCGAAUGAUGGUGAUGAUCACGAUGGUGAUGAGUCGAAAGAAUUUUUAACCAUAAAAAAACAGGCCAUUGGUCUUGAUGUCAAAGAUAAGAUCAAAUUUUAUGAAAUACAUUUGCAAAAACUUCAAGUUUAUUUCAAAACCACACAAUGUACACUUCAUAAUUUCGAUGAGUUUGCCGAUAAACGUGUCACAGAAGAAAAUUUACAAAAUGCCAUCGACGAAUUGCAGGAGACUUUGGACGAAAAUGUCAUCGAAACUGAAUCGAAAACAAGCAAAGACAAUCAAAUGGAGGAACAGACCAAUGAACCGCGAAAGUAUCUUUCGCGUACCGAUUAUGAUCGAAUUGAACAGGAAUAUAUUGAUCAAAAUAGAAGUAGAAGUGAACUAUUAGUUUUCUAUAAAAGUCAAUUGCGUAAUAUGAUGAAGUUGAUUGGUGCAGCCACUCUUGAUGACCAUUCAAAAAAUGAAAAACGAAUUUUAUACGAAUUUGUAAGUGAUCGCAUUUCUAGUCUGCGUAUUGAAAUUCAACAAGAAAAACAAAUAAAAUUUGAAGAAGAUUUUGUCGAUGACGAAGAUAUUGAUCAAAAUGCACAACAACGAACCUUUGAUCCGAAUGACAGUGGUUUCGAUAUCGAUGAUAAUAAAGAUGAUGAUCCGACGGGAAAACGUAAAAUUAGCUUCGCAUCAGAACCGCUUACUGUUACAUUUUGUGAGGAUGAAGAACCAUUUCAAUUGUCAAAAUAUGCACAAGAAAAUAUUGAAAGAUUAAUGGAUGAAUCGUUUCAAUUCUUCAACAGUCCAACAAGUUCAAUGUCCAACAGUCCCGGCAGUCCAGCCGGCAGUCUUUGCAGUGAUGACGAAGAUAACACAGCCCGUGAAGAUGAAAUUGAAUAUCAACCUGUAAUUAGUACAAAUGACUGUGAUCUAUCUUCAAUGUUACAAAUCAACGAAAGUACAAUGAAUAAAGUAAAAAAAUUGAUGGAUAGUGCGAUGGAAGCAAAAUUAAAUCCAAAGCCAUUGAUAUUGGAAUUUAAUAAUUCGUCGAACGAACCCACAGCUGUAGUUAGUGAUGAUAACAACAUCACUAGUCCAUUGGAUAUUUACAAACAAUUUGGAGCAUGUAUUGAAGCAUCUACACAUCCAGUUCUGUCACCACGAUCUCUUGGCCAGAUGAACACAGCAUCGUCUCCAUUGAAUAUGUCACAAAUUCAAAAUAAACUCAAAGAAGGUGAUCAAGAUGCCACGAUUUCAUUAGAAAUUCCAAACAUUGAUGCAAAACCACAGAAGUCAAUUUUGAAGAACAGCAUUUUAGUGAAAAAUGAACUUAGAGCACCAGUCAAUAGUGAUGAUGUUGAAGAUCCAUCAAAUACUAAUGAUCAACCUAGAAAUGAUGACUUUCCCGUAUUUACGCAGGUUUUGGGAGACAUUGUUGAACGCAGUGAUCCCGUUGAAUCGACACUAACCUUGCCUGACGACACUCAAUCUCGCACCGAAAAUCAACCAAGUGGUGAUAAUCCAUCGGGUCGCCGUGUAGAUAAUCAACCAAAGAAGAAACCGAUGAGUAAAUUCAAAAAGAGUCGCAUGCGAUGAAUUUGUCUUGGUCGCAACUAUUUUCUACCGCAUAAAAAUAUCCAUUUAACAUCAUUUUUUUUUUCAACAUAUCUUUUUGAAAUUACUAACUUCUUCAUCUCAACGCCUUUUUAUACGCAUCAAAUACACGUGAAAUGGUUUCUAAAAUCAAUAUAGAAUUUUAAAAAAAAUGUAGGGAAAAAGAAAAAAAGAACAUUUAAAAAAAUAACAAAUUAAACGCAAAAGUCAGAAUAUACCUCUAUAUAUGUUACAUA